Molecule: messenger RNA, 3655 nt
Organism: Sceloporus undulatus (fence lizard)
Lineage: Eukaryota; Metazoa; Chordata; Lepidosauria; Squamata; Phrynosomatidae
Gene: NET1
Product: neuroepithelial cell transforming 1
Exons: 10
Coding region: 443-2017 (524 amino acids)
Biological process (GO): positive regulation of Rho protein signal transduction; intracellular signal transduction
Molecular function (GO): guanyl-nucleotide exchange factor activity
Source: RefSeq, a predicted model, not a curated record
AAGUUUGCCAUUGCCUUCCCCUGAAGCUGAGUGUAUGCAACUUGAACAUAGUUCCAUGGGCUUCAUGAGCGAGUAGAGAAUUGAACCCAGGUCUCCAAAGUCGUAGUGCAAAACUCAAGCCACAGUGCCAUGUUGACUCUCAUUUCUUUCAGUUAGUCUCAGAAGGUGCUACAAGGCCCCUUUGCAUAGGGACAAGAGAGGUAAGGGAGAGCCAGCAAAAGCAGAGAAGCCCACUGAGUUUCUGCAUUGGUGUUGAGAGGUGCAAGAGGGCAGAGGCAAGGAGUAGAAGAAGGGAGAGCAAUGGGAUUCCUUGGUCCAUGUUCCUUGCAGUCCUUCUUGGCAAGCAUCUGCUCCCAGCUCUUCCAGGAAAAGGGUUUCUCCCACUGAGGAAAUGCAAAAUUGAGGCAGGGAGAUCUCACCUCUUUGAUAUGGGGCCAAGGUUAUGUCUCCUGCCCUUCCUGUCAAAGGAAGAAGGCUCUUGGAGCCGAGCAAUAAGCGUGUCCGGCCUCUGGCUCGGGUCACCUCCUUGGCAAACCUGAUUUCUCCUGUAAGAAAUGGUGCAGUGCGGCGGUUUGGACAGACAAUACAGUCAUUCUCCCUUCGCAGCGACAGCAAAUCGCCAGGCAGCAUUCAGAAGUCGUGCAGCCGGUCGGCUGCCCCAACACCUCCAAAAAGAAGAAACAGUGCACUUUGGUCCGAGACGUUGGAUGUCAAUAUGAAAGAGACACUGAGCACAAAAGAAAUCAAACGUCAAGAGGCAAUAUACGAAAUGUCCCGGGGUGAGCAGGAUUUGAUUGAGGACCUGAAGCUUGCCAGAAAGGCUUACCAUGACCCCAUGUUGAAGCUGUCCAUUAUGUCCGAAGAAGAGCUGACUCAUAUCUUUGGGGACUUGGAUUCCUAUAUCCCUUUGCAUGAAGACUUUCUUGCAAGACUGGGAGAGGCAACAAGACCAGAUGGUACAGUGGGUCAGAUUGGACCCAUCCUUGUGAAGUGGUUACCAGGACUGAAUGCCUACAAGGACUAUUGCAGUAACCAGUUGGCAGCUAAAGCUCUUCUGGACCAGAAGAAGCAAGAUCGCAGAGUCCAGGACUUCCUCCAGCGUUGCCUCGAAUCUCCUUUCAGCCGCAAGUUGGACCUCUGGAGUUUUCUAGAUAUCCCUCGGAGUCGUCUUGUGAAGUACCCGCUCCUCUUGAAGGAAAUCCUUAGGCAUACGCCGAACGAUCAUCCAGAUGUUCAGAUUCUGGAAGAAGCAAUCUCCAUAAUCCAAGGAGUCCUCUCUGACAUCAACUUGAAGAAAGGAGAGUCUGAAUGCCAGUACUACAUUGACAAGCUGGAGUACCUCGACGAGAAACAGAGAGACACACGGAUUGAAGCCAGCAAAGUACUCCUGUGCCAUGGCGAGUUAAAGAACAAGAAUGGCCAUAAACUCUAUGUAUUCCUUUUCCAAGAGAUCUUGGUUCUGACUCGACCUGUGACACGCAACGAACGCCAUUCUUACCAAGUAUACCGGCAGCCAAUACCUGUUCAGGAUCUGGUGCUUGAAGACUUGCAAGAUGGGGAUGUGAAAAUGGGAGGAUCCUUUCGAGGGGCAUUUGGCAAUUCUGAUAAAGCGAAAAACAUCUUCCGCGUCCGCUUCAGGGACCCCGCCCCAGGCCAGUCCCACACACUGCAGGCCAAUGAUAUCUUCCACAAGCAGCAGUGGUUCAACUGCAUCCGCUCCGCCAUCGCGCCCUACCAGCCAGCAGUUGUGCCUUCUGAGCUCAAAGAGCUGCCGGAGCUCAGUGAGGAAGUGGAAGAAAACAAUCCCUCCUUGUCUGGUGCCAAAAUCCUGAGGAGGCAGUCGACGCUCUCUGGCAGCAUUCAGAUGGAGCUCGAUGAGAACACACCAGAGGGCAACUCUGUGAUGGACACGAACGAGGAAUCCAAGUGUGCCAAGAUGUACCGGAUGCAUUCAGGGCUGCGGAGGACGCGGGAGAAAUGCCAGCUCAGUGGGAAACGGAAAGAGACCCUUGUCUAAAGGAGAUGGACGCCCUUCUCCACUGUUUAUUUAUAAAUAAAGUGUACAUUUUCUUUCCUUGUAAUGUGAGAAUGAUGGGCAGGGGUGGGUUACUCCUUCUGAAACGUCUGUGUGGUUUCUGUUUGUUGUUGUUUAUGUUUAUGGCAGCUACUGGUUUUUCAGCAAACCAUUUGUUGAACUGGAGUCUGUUCUGGGGGAGGAAAUUUAGGGCUUCUGGAUUACAGUGCGACUCUCCCACCUUUUUGAAAGUGUAUGAUAAAUAUCACUGCUACCACUGGAGUUUUCACUGGAAAAAUGGCAAAUUAUGACGGUUUGAUUCCCUGAGGAUUUAGAAAAUUUUGAAAAUCUACUUUUCUCCUGAGAUCAACACUGUAAAAUGAUUAUUUGAAAUAGACUUUCAGUGUGAUUCAGAUUUAUAUAUCAAGCCUAACAUGCUUAAUUUGGAGCAGUCUUAAUCAAAGCCAACAGGAUUACUCCAGUGUUUAUACCACAGAUGGGCCAUCUGAGACCUAAUGCCCACAUUUCUCAAGAAAACAGACUCUCAAGUUCAGCAGGUUUCCAUCUUCUUGACUGGAAUUGUGUAUUUUUUGUUGUACAUUCCCUGUGUGAAUUGACAUGAAUUGUCAAGUAUUUAAUCUUUUUUUAUUAUUAUUAUUUGAAUAAGUUUGUAGGGAAUUUUUUUUUUUGUACUUCGAUUUCAGUGGAUUUUUCAACAUUCGGAUUGGCUUCUCUCUGUCUUUUUUUUUUUAUUAUUAUGUAUUUGAUUUUGUGGAGUGUAUGCUAUGUAUAUUUAAAAAGCCAAUUUGAGUCUUGACCGGGUGAAGCAAAAGCCAUACGUUUUUGAGCCAUUGGGGAAAUGGGAGAACACAGCCCCCCCCCACCUCCCAGCUGAUCUGGGUUUCUUGUGCCUUUUUACAGUAGCUCUACUUUGGACAGGAGGAAUUGAGUUCUCAAACCUCCCACACACACACAAGAAAAGGUAGAGGAGAACCUAAAUGGUCAGCGGGUGGCAAUCUUGCAGGGGAUGGGGUGAAAUGAUUGAGGUUCAUUUUUAUGUAGCAUUUUGGGUUGACCGCCACAGGCCUGUAGAGCAGCUUGUGUGCUCUGAACUACUGAACGGAGAUCACAGUGAAUGCAGAAGGCUUAAGGAAAUGUUGCAGAAGGUUUAGGGAAGGCAGAAAAAGUAUCAUGAGUGCAAAGGAAGAAGCUGUUUUGGAGGGCAUCAAAAGAUACCUGCUGUUGGAAGCAAAAGAUGGUAAAAGUAUGUUGUGGGAAGGUUUGGGAGGUGACGGUAGAGGAUGUGGUAGUGGGAAGAAAAGGGAAACUGAGGGAGGCUAUGUUUAUCUCCCCCCCCCCCCCCCCCGGUCCAUACUCCCCAAGAAGGGAGAGCAGUUGGGUGUCUGUAGAGUAGCACAAAGUAGCUCUGAGCUGUUACCUGAAGCACCUUCCAAAAGUGGCCCAAGACUGAAAGGAGAAGGUGGCCAGGGAUGCUUUGGGUGCAGAAGAGCUUUGGGACCAGGAACAGUGCUGGGGAGGAAAUUCUAGGAACAAAUGUAAAUAACCAAGCCACUGUGGAUCUCUGUAAAUGUUUCUUUGUACAGUGCCAAAAGCGGAGUACAAUUAAAAGCUCUCACUGCA